GAGUCGACAGUCAUCUGAUUCUUUUCCUGUCCCACCCUCUACCGGACAGACGGGAAGAGUUCACGGUAAACGGGCUCAACACACCGACUCCGCGAGCGUUUGCGAGCCGAGCGAAUGAAGACGAUCGACGUGGAGCGGCAGAAAUGACGCGACGCCACUAGAACAGCGCGGCGCGAUCAGCUGAGCGGCCCGAACGCGCGUCUCUUCCUGCCACAGACGCCGAGAAAGAAGUUUCAGAACUUAGGGUUAGGGUCGAGAAGUCGAGAAACUGCUGAAAGAAGACCCGCGAUGAUCGGUCCGGACGGGGAAACCUGACGACGCGACCCACGCGAUCGUGAGAGAGCGUUUCUCCGCGCGUUUCUGCGCGUUUGGCCGCGAGUUGAAUUGGCUUUUCCUGCUAUUCUUCUUCUGAGCGCUUCCUGCUCGGGCAAAGCCACAGCGAACCAGCAGCUAAAAAUACUGUCCUCUCAAUGGAGCGCUGAACUGAGACUGUAACUCCGCCGGGCUCAUGCAUCUCCGCUUCCAGCGGUCGACUGGGAGAUUUAGAAGGACUUUGAGAUCUUGGUAAGUCGGAAUCAGAAUCAUGUGUUCCUCUCUCGUGUGACGUUCAUAAGCGGUGUUUUCGGAGUAUGCAGGAAGAAGCGCUCCUCGAGUGACCGUCGGAGAGUCCGUUAGUCCGUGAGGAUUGAUGUCUGAUGGAGACGCGUUCACCGAUGAUCCGGACGCACAGAGAUCUGAGGGCGAGAGGGGUCGUGACGUACCCACCUGAACUUCCACAUCACUCUUCAUCCGACUCGAUUCAAAGCUCCUUGUAAACGCCAUGGAGCCGCUGAAGAACAUAUUCUCCCGCGGGCCGCUGUCCACCUGGAAGAGCCUGGAGCAGAAGGGGAACUUCACCAACCCGGUUUGGACCGCGCUGUUCGACUACGAGGCCUCGGGGAAGGACGAACUGACGCUGCGUAAAGGGGACCUGGUGGAGGUCCUGUCUCUGGAUUCGGAGAUCUCCGGCGACGAAGGAUGGUGGGCGGGAAAGGUCAACAACAAGGUGGGAAUCUUCCCCUCCAACUACGUCUCCUUCAAGCCCAGCGGCUACGGCAAGCUGCCGGGCUCGGCUCUGGGCCCGGCCGUGGUGAGCGACUUGGAGCCGGAGACGGUGGACUUCGGCGAGCUGAGUCUCGAGGAGGUCAUCGGGGUCGGCGGCUUCGGCAAGGUCUACCGGGGAACCUGGAAGGGCGAGCUGGUGGCCGUGAAAGCGGCCCGUCAGGACCCGGACGAGGACAUCAGCGUCACGGCCCAGAACGUCCAGAACGAGGCCAGGCUCUUCGCCAUGCUCAGGCACCCCAACAUCAUCGCGCUCAAAGGCGUUUGCCUGCAGGAGCCCAACCUGUGUCUGAUCAUGGAGUACGCGUCCGGCGGCCCGCUGAGCCGCGCUCUGGCCGGCCGACGGAUCCCGCCGCACGUGCUGGUCAACUGGGCGGUGCAGAUCGCCCGAGGGAUGCAGUACCUGCACAACGAGGCCAUCGUCCCCGUCAUCCACCGAGACCUCAAGUCCAACAACAUUCUGCUGGCAGAGCCUGUGGAGAAGGGCAGCAUCGAGGGAAAAACCCUGAAGAUCACAGAUUUCGGUCUGGCGCGCGAGUGGCACAAGACGACUAAGAUGAGCACAGCGGGAACCUACGCCUGGAUGGCGCCGGAGGUCAUCAAAUCAUCCACCUUCUCCAAAGGCAGCGACGUCUGGAGUUAUGGUGUGUUAUUAUGGGAGCUGCUGACCGGAGAGGCUCCGUACAGAGGGAUCGAUGGUCUGGCUGUGGCUUAUGGAGUCGCUGUGAACAAACUGACCCUUCCCAUCCCCUCCACCUGCCCCGAACCCUUCGCCCAGCUCAUGGCCGAGUGCUGGGAUCAGGAUCCGCACCGGCGGCCCAGUUUCUCCUCCAUCCUGCAGCAGCUGACGGCUCUGGAGGAGCAGGUGAUGGACGAGAUGCCGCAGGACUCCUUCCAUUCGCUCCAGGAGGACUGGAAACUCGAGAUCCAGGACAUGUUCGACGAGCUGCGGGCCAAAGAGAAGGAGCUGCGGUGUCGUGAGGAGGAGCUGAAGCGCGCGGCGCUGGAGCAGAAGUCUCACGAGGAGUUCCUGCGUCAGCGCGAGCAGCAGUUAGCGCAGUGGGAGCAGGACGUGUUCGAGCGCGAGCUAUCGCUGCUCAUCCUGCACCUCAACCAGAACCAGAAACCCAACGUCAAGAAACGCAAGGGAACCUUCAAGAAACACAAGCUGAAGGUGAAGAACGGAGAGAAGAUCAGCAUGCCGCAGGAUUUUAUCCAUAAGAUCACGGUCCAGGCGUCUCCGUGUCUGGAGAAGAGGCGGAAUUCUCCAGAUUUGGGCUCGCCGUCCAUCGGCCCGCGCUUCCGAGCGAUUCAGCUGAGUCCCAGUGAGAGUAAGUGGAGCUCGGUUUGGCCGCUGGAGUCUCUUCCUCUCAAACAGACCAACGGCGAGAGGAGAUUCGCUCCUCAUUUGAGCCCCAAAAGCCCCAAAAGUCCAAAGAUCCUCCGUCUGAGCACACAGGAGAACAGUCUGUCGAUGAGAGCCAAACUCCUGGAGGUGGACAGUCACGAGAGCGAAGACUCAAAAGCUGAUUUUGAGGAGUACAGACCCAUCACACCAGAGUCCAGCCACAACGAGGGCUCUGAGAGCGAGGAAGGUGGUUCGUCCCCGUGCGGUUCUCCCAGACCGGAUCACCCCGGGCCGGUCUGUCUGGGUAAGAGCACACACCGCGCUCUGCUCGGCAGCGCCGCCCUGCUGGCGUCCGUGGCUCUGGGUCGCUGUCUGGAGCCGCAGCACCCGCCCACACCGCCGCCGCGGGCCUCGUCACGGACGCACCUGCCCGCGCUGGAGCUGGAGCCGGAUCGCUCUCCCGGUCCGGAGGUGGUGGGAGAUCUGAUCACCUUCAGCACGGACUCACUGCCGCGAAGCUUUCUGGACUCGCUGAAGCCGCCCGAGAUCAAGCCGCUGCCGCUCACGCCGCCCCCGCCAAACCCGCGGGACAGAGAUCGGCCGGGACGAAGGACGCUCGUCGACUGGAGCGCGCACGUCAACGGAGACGCGGAGGUGCCUCAGCAGAGCGGAGAGCGCAGGAGGAGGUCCAGCUACGGACUGAACUCCUCACAGCUCAUGUUGGAUCUUCCGCUGUGUCAGGACACGUUCGAGGGCGAGGACAAGUCUCCCCUGCCGUUCGCCCUGUAUCCAGACCCCCGCCUGUGGAGCCCCAAAACCCGCCGUCUGGAGGUCAACAUCGUCCCUCGGCCGCGUCCGUCCCCUAACCGCCCCCGCAUCGACCCGUGGAGCUUCGUGUCGGCCGGCGUGACGGACAGACAGGGCGCCGCGAAAGCCGUCAGCAGUCCCACGAGCCCUCGACUGGGCUACCAGCCCUCGCCGACAAACCCCUUCACGAACUGCGACCCCUUCCCUUCCCCGGACUGCGACCCCUUUAAUCUGAAGGUCGACCCUUCCAUGAACUCGGACCACGGCUCGACCUUUGACCCCUUCUCCACCCCCUUCCCCACCUCACGCUCGGCGCCCUGCUCCACCAACGGCAGUCCCAAUCUGUCGCUCAGGGUGGCGCCGCUGAACCCGGCCGACUCUCCGCUCAUAGACCUGGGCUGGAUGGGCGUCAGCCGGCCGCUCGACGGCACCAAAGAGAGGGUCCAUCCUCACCGCAAUCUCGGCCUAAGCCCGUUCAGGUCGCACGCGCCGCUCAGAGAUGACAGGUUCUGAACGCUGUCCCGUAAACGAGGGUCCGUGCCAAUUCUGGGAAAUGCAGGAGAUUUCCAUUUGACCCAAAGCUGAUGGGUUCCAAAUGCUCGUUUAUGUCUUCCUCUCUGAUUGGUCGGUCUUCCUGUUUUUCAGCACCGUCUCAGGGUCUUAAUGGCCUCUAGUUGCGCUUAAACGGAUCCGCACCUGCUGCGUCUCUUUAUUCGGUCUCAAAAGCGAUGCGGUCAAAGGAUUUCAAAAUGAUUCCUUGUUUCAGCCCACAUUCGUCUCAGUUGUCAACAAACGUUGCGUUAUUAUGCAUUCCAAAAGCGUUAUGUGUGGGAAAAUACAUUACACAUUCAGUGUAGUCGCCAAAGAUCGGAAGAUUUUCACGUCCGAUGAUCAGUUAUGAUUUUUAUGUUGAAGCCAGUCAACAAACAAGCAGAACAGAUGAAGUAAUUCAGGUCACGCGUCACUUGAAUGAUUGGAGAAACGCUCUGCUGACCUCGCUGCUGGUGUUUGGACUGCUUUUUCUAAAUAAAACGUUUGUGUCGAGUCAGAGUUUAUGGGAGUGUCUCGGCAGACAGAAGUAGAAAUAAAGAUCAGUCUGAGAUUAUGAAAUCACUAAGUCAUUUCAUAGACGGCGUCGUGUUGACUCUUCAAAUGUAGGACUGAGGAACGUCAGGUAGAGUUGUAGUCAAAAGCAAUACGGAAACCCAAAAACCUCAGUUCACUUUCAUCCUCAGUAUAUUUGUCUUGUUUUCCAGUAAAAGUGAGAUCCAUUUGUAUUUCUCAAACCUCAAUAAAUGUUUACAGCUUUUUUUUUUACAGCUAAAACGUUAUGGCAAUGAAAUGAAGCCUAUUUAUUUAAAUAUUCUAAAUUAAAAUACAUUUACUGGAGAUGCAAAAUGAUGCUUUUUUCUGAUAGAAAUGACCAAAAUGAAGUGGUUUUAUGCUUAAAAAAAACUAUCCAUGAGUAAUAAAAAUGUACUUAAUUCAAAGGGAAAAUGAGUUUGUUUUUCUUACUUUCGUAACUCAUUUCACUUUGAUCAUUUUUAUCAGAAAUCAAGACUAUAAAUGUCUCUUAAUAUCUGCGUUUAAGAACAGUUAGAUGUUUGUGCUGGAAAACAAGACAAAAAUACUAAUAAAAUCAUUUUUGCAUUGCUCAUCUAGACGUCAUAAAGCGUCUAGAACUGUUUUGAUCUGAUGAGAGGAUGUUUCUCCGCUGCACCUGUAGUUCAUUUCGGCAGGUGUUCACGUGUCUCUCUCUGGUGCUGUAGAUCCAUUAGAUGUAAUGAGUGACUGUGGUCUGCUGUGUCUCCCCCUGCUGGUCGCUCCCACAUUCUCCUCUCUGACGUUUUUCCCAACAAUGAAAUUCCUCCGGGAGGCCGUGCCGUCGGGCGGGAGACGCUGCGCCUGAACAAUGGCCUCCUUUGGCGUUUUGCUCCGUCAUCAUACGCUUGUAGAGCAGAGCAGAUAGGCCAUUUUCAAGAGUCUUGAGAUAUCUUGCGUAAUAUUUUAGAUUUUUGAUACAGGCAAUAAUAACUACAUACAGCAUUAAAUACUGUGUUUGAACUUCAGGAGAAUCAGUGCGUGAAUGUCAUAGAGUGAAACCUCAGUUUUCGGCACCGUAACCUCAACUAGACUAGUGUAAAUGUGCGUUGACCUGAUUCUCGUUCAGCUUUAUCUUUCAUGCGGCCUGCACAGACUCUGCUGAGCAUCUGUGAUUCUUCUGUAUUCCCAUCAGAGCACCUGCGGUUUCCUUUCUGUUUCUCAUCAGAACAAGCUGAAGUCAUGCAGGCCUUCGGCCGACUCGUGUCAAACAUCAAACCACCGCUGAGAGCACUUUAUUACCUGAACUCGUCUUCCCGAAGAGUCUCAAAUCUAGAGUCAAUAUUAGCCCUGUUUUCUGUGUUUGUGUGUCGCCGCUGGUUCAUACUGACACGAGACCGAGGGUUUGAUGGUGAACUCUCUUCAUAUGGAAGUUUAUUUCCACCAUGGAAUAAAAAAGUAAUUGUAACAAUAUCACAAUUAAUAUCUCAGUGCUGAGUUUAUAUUCCAGUUAAAAUCUGAACUGUGAGAUGUAAACCUGGUAUUGCCACAAAAAAGUCAAAAUUGUAGAAAGCCCGUAGUUUGUAAAUGUUUUUAUUCUCUGGUGGAAACAAGUUUUCAUUCAGUUACGAUGUUGUGUUCACUACUGAAAAAAUAGAGGUAAUUCCAUAUUUUUAUUUCAUAAUUUAGACUUUUUUUCUCGAAGUUUUGAGUCUGUAUCUUGCAAUUUUGGCAAUUUCUUGCUAUUUUUUUCUCAGAAUCGUGAGUUCGUGUCUGGCAAUUUUUACUUUAUAUCUUGCAAUUCUGCCUUUUCCCCAGAUAAAAAAAAGUCAGAAUUGUGAGAUACAAGCUUGCAAUUACCUUUUUUUAUUCUGUAUUCUUUUUCUUAUUCUUAAUUCUGUACGCUUCUACAGAAUUGCGAGAUUAAAAUUCAGAAUAGAGAGGAUAAAAAAAAACAUCAAAAUUGUCAGAUUUUAAUAACACAGAAUUCCAAGGGAAAUAAAAAAGGUCCAUAGUUGUGAGAGAUUGACUUGGGAUUGUGAAAAAGAAAAAGUCAGAAUUACAAGAUGUAAAUGUGAAAACUGAGAUAUAAAUUCAGAAUUGUGAGAUAAAAAGUAGCAAUUCACAUUUUAAUCAUUUUAUUUUGUAGUGCAAGUUUCCAUAGAUUUGCAAAAUUCUUCCGUGGAAUAAACUCAGAACUCGAGUAAUUUGUAAUUGUGAUAUAUAUGUUCACAAUUGGGAAAAAGUCUGAAUUGUGGGAUGUAAACGUAGAACUUAGGGGAAAAGAAUAAAAAUGAGGAUAUAAAACUAGAAUUCUGAGAAAAAGCUAGCUUUUACGUUUUUUUUAGUUGGUGGUAAAAACAGGCUUCUAUAGAAUUGUGAGAUAUAUAGGAGAAAAAAUGGCAAAAACGUAAGAUCUGAAGUCAGAAUUCAGAGAAUUCAAAAAGCCUGAAGUGUCACAAUUACCCUUUUAAUGUUUUAGUUUGUGAAAAUAAGCUUCCGUAGAUAUGGGCUGCUCCUGACGGAUAUCUUUGUUAACUCAACCAUCCUCAGCGUCUGUCAGCACACAGGCAGCACUACUAGCUGUGGUCAGAUCAGAUCGUUUCUUCUCAUUAGCGAUGAUAGCGUGUGUCAGACGCGUGUUGACGUCAGCUUCUGUUUUGGCUGGUGUAAUGUCACCAUCUGUUCGCUCGUGUGAAAUCAGAAACAGAACCCCAGACGCGUGUGAUUCACAGCUCUGGCGCCGAAACUGACACAAACACUCGACGCGGCGCGAUUGGUUAUUAUUAUUCUGGCCGAACCGGUGGAGAAUCGCCGUCAUCCUCACGCGUUUGGCCUCCGUACUGUAUGCAGAUCCCCGCUCAGAGCGAGUAAAGCUAAUCGCAAGCUAUUAAUAUUUAUUACUGAGGCCUUUAACACACUGGAUUCAAGAGAUUUUAAGGGGCCCGAGACACAGUCCACGUUAGGAUGCUUUAUUAUAUUUUAUAUUGAGAAAUAUCUUUAGGUUUUGUUCGGUUCUUCACUGGAGUUCUGGGUGCUGCAAAGGGACAAAUCUGUGUUUUACAGUGUCAAAGACUUGGAGCGUGUGCCUGAACUGAAAAGAGAAAUAUCUGAACAGUUUUCUUUUGCAUUCUUCUUUUAUGCUCAUCGUUUUUGAGAUUUCCUCAACCAAAACACUCCAGACGUCUCUCAGGCUCACGGACGGACGGACGGACGUUCACGUUCAUCUUCCACUACCUGCUAAAAACUUGCCAAUUUGAGGGAGAAUCUUCUGUGCGGAAGGAAGGUUUCUUGUUGAUGUUGAUUCAUGUUUUAUUUUAAGCUUAUGGCGAUAUAUUCAGUUCUGGUGAAGCCCGUAUAACAUCUGUCUGUGUGUGUGUGUGUGUGUGUGUGUUAUUCUCAAUGGGCUGGACCUAAUCACUCCAUUACUCGUGUGUGUGUGUGUGUGUGUGUGUGUGUGCGCGCUCGAUUGUGAGUGUGUUUCUGUGUUCAAGAAUGUGUGAAUGUUUAUUUUGCUAAUUGUAAUGGGUUUUAACCUGUGGAACUUUUAAAUUUAAAAGAUAAAAAAGACAAAAAGGAGCAAGACCAAAUAAAAUUUAACACGACUCUAAAA
Labeo rohita (rohu) is the source of this 7910-nucleotide messenger RNA. RefSeq names its product mitogen-activated protein kinase kinase kinase 11. The coding region runs from base 821 to 3769 and encodes 982 amino acids. Gene Ontology annotation, molecular function: protein binding; ATP binding; JUN kinase kinase kinase activity. Gene Ontology annotation, biological process: protein phosphorylation; microtubule-based process; positive regulation of apoptotic process. Lineage: Eukaryota; Metazoa; Chordata; Actinopteri; Cypriniformes; Cyprinidae. The transcript has 10 exons. The record is from RefSeq and is a predicted model, not a curated record. Gene Ontology annotation, cellular component: centrosome.